Venturia canescens is the source of this 1834-nucleotide messenger RNA. RefSeq lists its product as uncharacterized. Gene Ontology annotation, biological process: DNA integration; DNA recombination. Gene Ontology annotation, molecular function: DNA binding. NCBI's taxonomy places the organism in Eukaryota, Metazoa, Arthropoda, Insecta, Hymenoptera, Ichneumonidae. Bases 372 to 1742 code for a protein of 456 amino acids. The transcript has 3 exons. The record is from RefSeq and is a predicted model, not a curated record.
GAAAAAUCGUAUACACACCUCGGGCAGGAAAAAGUAAAGCCUCAGACCACAUGUUUGUCAGCCUCGGCUUCGCCUCGGCCGACAAUUACAUGUGAUCUGAGACUUUCCUUAUUUUCCUGCCCUAGGUAUGUAAUAUACUAUUAUUGCUCCCCUAGCCGAAAGUACGCACUUUCGGGCCGCAUUUCAGACCGGGAAGAACAAUUUUUGUGGCCGGCUUAUGACAGCGCGCUCUGACGGGAUUUUUGCGGCCGGUGAUAUGAACAUAUGCACGCAUUAUGCUCUAUUCAUUUGUUCUGUGCUUGCUCGUGUCAAACGGUCGUUUUGCAAACGCGUGAAUUGUUUCUACAUCCUCGAAGUCGUGCGUAAAAAAAAUGGAGCAAUCGUCAUCAAAAGGUUCCGCAGACGGGGAAGAAAUAUUGAGGAAUUUCGAUGAAGAGGCCAACGUUAUUGUGCAAGCCAAAAUGAUAUCGAGGAAAUCUUCCGAUCGGUAUCUUCUCGUCUACAACACCUACAAGACAUGGCGAGAAGAAAAUAAAAAAUCUCUCUCCAGCUCAGAAGAAAACAACCUGAUAAUUUAUUUCCGAACCUUAAAAGAAAAACUGAAACCGCCAACUUUGUGGAGCAUAUGGAGCAUGCUUAAAAAAACGUUAAAUAUAAACGAGAAUAUUAAUAUUCAUCAUUUUCUGAAAUUAAAAAUUCUGAUAAAAACGAAUGCCAAAGGCUACAAACCGAAGAAAGCUUGCGUUUUAAGAUGGAAUCAUAUCACAAAAUUUAUGGACGAGGCUUCAAAUCACACGUAUUUAGCUAUGAAGUUUCUACAGGUUAUACUAAUAUUUGGAGUCUGCGGUUGCCUACGUUGUGACGAAAUCACAAAUAUGAAGGUCGAAGAUGUGGAAGACCUAACUGAUAAAUAUCUUGUCUCAAUAAAUUAUAACAAGAAUGAUUACGCUGGACAAUUUAGUAUUGGAAAUCUUUUCUACGACACAGUCAAGAAAUAUAUUUCGUUGGGACCAUCAGACAAAUUCAGCGACAGGUUUUUUAUCAAGUACGCAGAAGGCAAAUGUUUUCGAACAGCGAUAGGAAAACAUAAGAUCGGAGAAGUCCCCGAGAAGAUUGCGUCCUACCUAAAUCUACCCAAUCCAAAAAAAUACACCGGCCACUCCUUUCGCAGAACGUCUGCGACGCUUCUUUCCGAUUCCGGUGCCAACAUGCAAAUGGUGAAGCAGCUAGGAAGAUGGCGUUCAGACAUAAUCGCACAGGGGUACAUCGAAAAUUCUAUGCGCAAUAGGGAAAUGAUCUACAAUGGUGUAAUUCAAAAAACUGCAACGACAGACAUCCAUUCAAUGCCAUCUACUAGCACACAGAACACCGCCGAACCUGAAAAUGACGACUCCGAUCUUCACGUUAAUUGGUUGGAUUUUGAUGAAGACUUCACUGUCAACGACGUUGAUCCCACUCCAAGUACAGUUGUAAAAAACGAUUUUACCACUGCGAGGAACAAACCGAUACUCAUCCCAAUUGGGAAUCGGAAUGAACCGGAUGGUAGCAGGAAAAACUUGUUCUGGAAUAAACCAGGAAUAAAGCUAACUUUCGAAAAUCAAGCGAAUGUUCAGCCACCGACACGUGGAAGAAGGAAAAACGAUGAAGAUUCGGACAACCAAAACCAAGCAGCUGUUCAGCCAAUCACGUGGAAACGAAAAAAAACGAUGAAGAUUCGGGCCACCAAAAUUCCAACGGUUUAAAUUCAGCACUGAAGACCGAACAAUUACAAUUUUCUAAUUGUACAUUCAACAACUGCGUUUUCAACAUCAAUUUAUGUAAUUCUAAUAAAGAA